Messenger RNA from Mustela erminea (ermine), 581 nucleotides. RefSeq names its product macrophage migration inhibitory factor (gene MIF). Gene Ontology annotation, molecular function: cytokine activity; phenylpyruvate tautomerase activity. Lineage: Eukaryota; Metazoa; Chordata; Mammalia; Carnivora; Mustelidae. The record is from RefSeq and is a predicted model, not a curated record. Bases 106 to 453 code for a protein of 115 amino acids. The transcript has 3 exons.
UGGGGGGGGUAUCGUGCGGCGGUCACGUAGCUCAGGUUCCCGGGCUGCAGCGGGAGGCGCGUCGGUUAGUUCCCGUGCACCGGUCCCCGCCGUUUUUCCGCCAGCAUGCCGAUGUUCGUAGUAAACACCAACGUCCCCCGCGCCUCCGUGCCGGACGGACUCCUUUCCGAGCUCACUCAGCAGCUGGCGCAGGCAACCGGCAAGCCGGCCCAGUACAUCGCGGUGCACGUGGUCCCAGACCAGCUCAUGGCCUUCGGCGGCUCCAGUGAGCCGUGCGCUCUCUGCAGUUUGCACAGCAUCGGCAAGAUCGGAGGCCCGCAGAACCGCUCCUACAGCAAGCUGCUGUGCGGCCUACUGGCCGACCGCCUGCGAGUCAGCCCGGAUAGGAUCUACAUCAACUACUACGACAUGAACGCGGCCAACGUGGGCUGGAACGGCUCCACCUUCGCCUGAGCGCCACGCCUGCCCAACCCCCGCCCGCACCAGGCCCUGCUACCCGCAAUGUUGUGUCCACUUCGCCCCCCACCCCCACAGCGACCCCCACAUCCAAGUCCGGACAAAUAAAUGGUUUGGAGGCUGCA